AUGAACGCUUGGACGCUCUCGAACCCCGGCCCCCCGGAGAGCUCAUCGGGGACCUUCUCUACUAGUUCCGGCUGUCUCAGUCCAGUUGGUCAAGAAAUCAGGAAUAUUCUUACCCUUUCAGGCACUGCCACGUCUGAUGAUGCGUACGGCAGCAACGCUCCCAAUCUUGGCAGUGAGGAGUGCAAGUUAGACAAAUGGUGCGUGUGGAAGCACAUUACGGACGAUGUGGUUACUCUCUUCCAUAAUAGCGCAUCAGGCCAAUGUGGCGCCGACGGCUCGCUUGUUCUUGCCCCUGAAGAGAUCGGACGCUCAGGCAACGAGGGAUUGCAGAGAAUUGCCCAGCAGACCCAGGUCUGGUACGACAAGUACAAAGAGCACGGCAUCAGUAUCGCAGACCUCAUCCAGUUCAACGCAAAUGUCGCAACGGGCCUUGUUACUCUCAUUGGUGCCCAUACGGCCAGUAAGGAACGCUUUGUGGACACAGAAAGAGCAAACGCGUCCCAGGACACAACCCCGGGUAUUUGGGACCUCAAAUUUUACCAGCAAACUUUUGAAGGAGCUCCCGCAGAGGUUUUCACGUUUCAGAGCGAUAAUGCUCUCUCAAAGGAUGCAAGGUCCAAGCACACAUUCGAAGUUUUCGCGCAAAGCAGCCAGGAUAUCUGGAAUCAGGCUUAUGCCCAAGAAUACGUCAGACUAAGUCUCUUAAGCGUAUAUAACAUCAACACUUUGACGGAUUGUACCAAGAGUCUUCCUGCUCGUAACCUCUAG
This is a messenger RNA of Colletotrichum graminicola M1.001, 768 nucleotides long. Its product is annotated as peroxidase manganese-dependent 1. The record is from RefSeq and is a predicted model, not a curated record. The coding region runs from base 1 to 768 and encodes 255 amino acids. The transcript has 4 exons. Gene Ontology annotation, molecular function: heme binding; peroxidase activity. Gene Ontology annotation, biological process: hydrogen peroxide catabolic process; cellular response to oxidative stress; response to reactive oxygen species. Lineage: Eukaryota; Fungi; Ascomycota; Sordariomycetes; Glomerellales; Glomerellaceae.